Molecule: messenger RNA, 4542 nt
Organism: Nicotiana tabacum (common tobacco)
Lineage: Eukaryota; Viridiplantae; Streptophyta; Magnoliopsida; Solanales; Solanaceae
Product: glutamate receptor 2.8-like
Cellular component (GO): membrane
Molecular function (GO): ligand-gated monoatomic ion channel activity
Source: RefSeq, a predicted model, not a curated record
UAAGAAAUUCAAAUGAGGUAGUUUUGUUACAUAAAGUAUGAAAUAAUGAUAUCUGAUAUUUGAAACCACAUGAGAGGUUUAUGCAAUAUUCUUAUAAUAAACGGGCAAUGCAAAUCCCCGAUGAAAUAAGAAAGAAAAUUAGCAAUGUAGGUGCCAGGAGAAUGUCAUAUUUCUAUAUCUUACUCUUACAUUAACAAUUAGGGUGAGCCAAUGACACCUACAUAAAUACAUAAUCAUCUUCAAAACCCAACAGACCAAGUCUACUUCUAACAUCUAACUGCGUCAUCAUUCCAUUCCAUGCACUACUUUUGAUGUGCAAGCAAAUUACUACUGACCAAUUCUGAACUCAAACCGUGUAAAAUAAUAGUUUGGUAUAUAGUAGUUAUCUAAGUCUAGAGACAAUAAUGUUCUCUUCUACUUAUGGUAAUUUUCAUACGAUUUGACUGAGCUAAAUUUGUCAACUCCCUCUGCGUUUUGUCAAAAUAUGGAAAGUCCAUUCAAUAUCUCUAGAUAGUCGGCAUCAAAUGAAUACAAAAGUAAUUGUGGAUUGGAGGGAUGAGUACCACGCAAAGUUCAAACCAAUAUCAAUUUUGUCAGUGUGUUAAUUUAGUCAACUUUUGAUUUGGUCAAAUUAAGGAGGAAUCUUGCUUGUUAAAAGUCCUCUCACGACUCUUAUUUGAAUGCUUUAUUUUUGACUUUUCAUGCUACGUUGUUAUAGGUACGAAGGCAAUUAUUGGUUGAAAUGUAUGAUUAUAUAUCCAGAGCUUCCCAAUUAAGAGAGCUUUACACACUCUCUGAAACGUAGUUACUUUCAAAAGCCCCAACUGCUUGUUGCCCAACUCUUAGAAUAUUUACCAGAGCUUUUCAGAUGCAAAAUCAAAGAUGCCACUUCCUGAUUCUAUUCAUUCAGUUUGUCUCUAUCAUUAGCUUUUGCCACUACAUAAUGCCAAUAAGUGGUGAAAAUGAAACUAAUGCCGUAAAGAAGGUGGAUGUGGGUAUAAUUCUUGAUCUGGAAACAAAUGUGGCAAAAGUAAUGCACACAUGUAUCUUGCUAGCUCUUGAAGAUUACCAUGCCGCUAAUCGCAGUGCCAUUAGGGUAGUCCCUCACUUCAGGGAUUCCAAGAAAGAUGAUGUUGAAGCAGCAUCCGCAGCCAUAUACUUGCUAAAGGAUGUCCAAGUACAAGCUAUCUUUGGGCCACAAAUGUCUACACAAACUGAUUUUGUGAUUGACAUAGGGAACAAAGUAAAGGCUCCUGUCAUUUCUCCAGCAACAAGUCCUUCACUUUCAGUCAAAGAAAAUCCCUACUUCAUCAGAGCAGCACUUCCUUCUUCCAGCCAGACUAAAGCCAUAGCAGCAAUUGUUAAAAACUAUGAGUGGAGGGAGGUUGUAAUCAUCUAUGAGGAUAGCCCCUUUGGAACGGGGAUAGUUCCACAUUUGACUGAUGCUUUACUGGAAAUUAGCACAUUAAUCUCCUAUAGAAGUGUUAUUUCUCCUUCAGCCAAUGAUGAUCAAAUCCUCAGGGAGCUAUACAAGUUGAAUACAAUGCAGACGAGGGUGUUCAUCGUGCACUUGCAAUCAUUUCUUGCCUCUCGCCUUUUCUUCAAGGCCAAAGAAGCUGGGAUGAUGAGCAGUGGAUAUGCAUGGAUCAUCACGGAUGUGCUAACGAGUCUUCUAGACUCGGUAGAUCCUUCAGUGAUUGAGUCAUCAAUGCAAGGUGUUCUUGGUGUAAAGCCUUACUUUCCAAGAUCAAACGAGCUUAACAAUUUCACCAAGAGAUGGAGAGAGAGAUUUCGUCGAGAGUAUCCAAACAUGGACCAAGUUGAACUCAAUGUUUACGGGCUGUGGGCAUAUGAUAGCAUUACCGUCUUAGCAAAAGCAGUACAGAAUGUGGGCACAACUGUCAUCCCAGAAGUCAAGAAACCAGACACUAAAGAGAAGUUAUCGGACUUGGAUGCACUUGGAACCUCAGAAUUGGGAUCUUUGCUCAUUCACACUCUGCAAAACACAUCCCUAAAAAGAGGACUGAGUGGUGAUUUCCGUAUCAUUGAUGGAGAAUUGCAGCCAUCCCCAUAUCAGAUUGUGAACAUAAUUGGGAAAGGGGAGAGAAGCAUUGGAUUCUGGACAGAGAGUGAUGGAAUUUCAUAUAAACUGACUAUGAAUGGGAAAACAGCUAAGAGUAAUAAUAAGCAACUAGGUACCAUCAUUUGGCCGGGUGAAUCUACUAUUGUUCCGAGAGGCUGGGAGAUGCCCACAAGUGGGAAGAAGUUAAGGGUUGGAGUUCCUGUCAAAGGAGGUUUGGAGCAAUUCAUCAAAGUGGAAAUAGAUUCAAAAACACAAGCAGUAACCGCAACUGGUUUCUGUGCAGAUGUCUUCAAAGAAGUCAUCCAAUCUUUGCCAUUUGCUGUCACUUACGAAUUUAUUCCAUUUCGAAUACCAGAUACCCAAACUCUUCCAGACUAUGAUGAUCUUAUUUACAAGAUCUCUUCCAAGGAAUAUGAUGCAGUUAUAGGUGAUGUGACCAUUUUAGCGAACCGAUCCAAGUAUGUGGAUUUCACAUUACCUUUCACGGAGUCAGGUAUUUCUGCAGUUGUGCCAGUAAGGGAUGAUGAGAGGAAGAAUGCUUGGAUUUUCUUGAAACCUCUAAAGACCGAACUUUGGAUAACAACUGGAGCAUUCUUUGUCUUCAUUGGUUUUGUGGUUUGGGUACUCGAGCAUCGUGUAAACAAAGAGUUUCGAGGACCCAAACACAAGCAAGUUGGGAUGAUAUUCUGGUUUUCCUUCUCAACUCUCGUUUUUGCACACAGAGAGAGGGUAACAAGCAACUUAACAAGAUUCGUGAUGAUUGUGUGGGUUUUUGUGGUGCUGGUGCUGACAUCAAGUUAUACAGCCAACUUAACAUCUAUGUUAACAGUGCAACAGCUCCAACCUACUAUAACAAACCUAAAUGAUCUCAUAACAAAUGGAGAAUAUGUUGGGUACCAAGAAGGUUCCUUUGUCAAAGACGUCUUGAAGCGCAUGAAUUUUGAUAGCUCCAAGUUUAGAAGUUAUAGCACAUUGGAAGAGUACAAUGAUGCCCUCUCAAGUGGAAGUAAAAAUGGAGGAGUUGGUGCAAUUGUUGAUGAACUACCUUAUCUCAGACUCUUCCUUAACAAGUACUGCAAGAAGUAUAUUAUGGUCGGUCCAACUUACAAGGCUGCCGGCUUUGGAUUCGCAUUUCCAAAAGGAUCUCCUUUGGUACCUGACGUCUCAAGAGCAGUCCUGAAGGUGAUGGAGGGAGAGUUUAUGAAUAACAUAAUACAGAAAUGGUUUGGGAAUGAAACAGAUUGUCCAGAGAAAGAUGGAAUGGCUAUAACAUCUGAUAGCCUCACACUAGAUAGUUUUAAGGGCCUUUUUCUCAUAGCGGGUGUAGCUGCAGGUUCCGCUCUUCUCAUAUUUUUCUUCAUCUUCCUUUAUCAGAAUAGAGAAAUCUUAGCCACUGAUGAUUCAAUAUUGCAAAAGCUUUCUGUAAUAGCAAAAGUCUUUGAUGAAGAGAUAGAUAACUCUAAUUCUAAGUCAGAAAAGCCAGAAGGCAAUGUGAGCCAAACGGCUACACCAUUCGCAGCAAGUGCAGCUUCCCCUGAAAUAUUGCUCGAUCUUGCUUCGCAAAGCCCAGAAAUCAGAAUUUCCGACAGCCUAGGAGCAUCCCUUGCAGAGGAAGGGUUUUCUACACCAGAACCUGGAACUCCAGUUCAUGAAACCAUCAUAGGGACAACCGAGAGAGAUGAUACAUAUAGCUGCUACAAUAAUAAUGAACACAAUUGAAUAGGGCCCUACAAGAGAUUGUACAGAGAUGACCUAGCUUUAGGGUUAGUUAAAUCACAUUAUAUUAUAACUUUGUCACUCUUGGCCGUAAUAUUUUUAUCAAGAGGCGGCUAAAAAAUUUAGAUAUGAUGGUUCAAUCUUUAAGUUCUUACUAUGAAUUCAUUGCACUUUUGUAAUUAUAGAUUUUUAAUUCAAUAUUUCUUGAAAUUCUAUUACUUUUCCACUUAUAUUUAUGUUCCAUGUUGAAAUUACUGGGUUCAGAAGUUGAACCCAAUAAAUAAGGAAGCAUCUGCCUCUGUUUUCAAUUUUCAUCAAGGUUUUCGGGUGGGCAAACGAAAGAUUUCAGAGGAAUAGGAACAGAACAUCACUUACCAAUACUUACAGACCCAUUUAAGAUGCCACAAGCAUAAUUUAAAAUAUCUAGCAAAAUUUGCAAAUUGCCAACUGAGAAACAAAUGGAGCUUUUAGAGGAAAAUCCACAGAGAAAAGGAUGCUCAUGUCUCAAGAACAGCAUAUUGGUUAAUUAAUUAGCUAUCCAUAAAAAUGAAAUUUUUAGCUCAAAAGUUAUUUGCAACUCAAAAGCAUACUUGUUAAACUACAAAUGAUACAGAAUCUGAGGCAGAAGAAAAAGACAGAAAACUCUAAGUUGACCUGGUUCAUGAACUACUUUUAGUCAAUGACGUAAAAAAGGUAAGGUCAGAUUAUGUUAUUUUAGAAUUUUGGAAGAGAAAAUUGGACCU